Messenger RNA from Cercocebus atys (sooty mangabey), 3920 nucleotides. RefSeq names its product ladybird homeobox 2 (gene LBX2). NCBI's taxonomy places the organism in Eukaryota, Metazoa, Chordata, Mammalia, Primates, Cercopithecidae. Gene Ontology annotation, molecular function: DNA binding. The record is from RefSeq and is a predicted model, not a curated record. The transcript has 2 exons. The coding region runs from base 3139 to 3735 and encodes 198 amino acids.
GUCAUGAAACUAAAAUAUAAGGAUCGGUUCACUCCGCAGUAGCUCUUUUUGAAAGAGAAAACAAUCCCAGAAGUGUGCGGGACGGACGGACGCCCCUUCUCACGCUCCUCUGCCUGGACUUUCCUCCCUGAACUCCCACUUCCCUCUCACUCCCGUUCACGGAUGUUCCCUAAGGGUGGGGAGGAGGGGGGCAAGCUCUUCUCUCAGAUUGUCCUUGUCCACCUCCCCAAGGGGUUAUUCUGAGGGGUUACUCCAACCCUCCUACACAUUCACAGAAUUCAGUGGAAUGUCCGGGCCAGGCAAUCAGAGACUAAAGGUCGUUUAUUGAGCAGGACUCCGUGCCACCAGUGGGGAACUGGGUUGAGCAGGGGCGGCCCGGGGUGGAGGAACCCGCCGAUGGGGUAUGCAAGAUAAGGUGGGGGUAGGGCUGGGGGAUGAGAAUGGGAAAUCUGAAAGGGGAGGUGUGAGAAAGCAUCCUUAAGUGGGAAUGGGGUGCCUUCCCAAGAGACCGAAUUUGGAAUGUGGGGAUCUCUACAAGGGGAGGGAGUGCAGGGCCCUGAAAUGUCUGAAGGGACAAUAAAAGGAAUCUGAGAAGGUGGGAAACACAAGAGAUUGCCUGAGGAUGACGGGGAAGGAAAACCGUCCGCCCCGCGGGGCCAGUGGUGAAGGCUGGCCUCCCUGCAUCUCUUGAGAAGGAUCUUGAACAGGGAGGGUUCCACCCGUGGGCGGGAAGAGGCGAGCACCCGGGAUUUUCUGCGCUUCCAAGCUGGGGUUGCGGGUAGCCUAUAGGACAGCCGAGUAAGUGUCCCCUCCCCAACCUAGAACAAGGUUUAAUCUCUUAAUCUUCCUCAUUAAUCACUCACCCUCCUCCUACCCCUCUCUGUGGAUCCGGUUUCUCCCCAGCUCGAGUUCCAGUACUGGGAAAAGUCCCCUUCUGUGGCCCCACGAUCCCCUGGACUAGUCCCUGGCCGCUAUGAUGACCUUAGAGGGGCCUCUGCUGUCCUGGGCCUCCUCCCUUUGCUAGUCUCCACUUCCAUCUCCUCCCCCAAACUCAUGUUUGGGAGCUGUCCAAUCCCAGUACCUGAGCCCAGCUGCAGAGGGGAGAACCAGGCGGGAGAGAUGGAAGGGGCUGCAAGGCACAGGCCCAUAAGGAGCUCCGCACUCCUCACAGACACACGCAAGUAAUUGAGAGCAGAGGUAGAGACAGACACAAAAGCCACAUAGAGGAUGUAUGAGUGAAGAUUGCAGCGUCUGCUUGGUGACAUGCCUGGGAUGCAGUGGGGCAGUUCCUGCUGCCUCCAGAGAGCCGCUUUAUUGCACAUUAAGUGAAACCACUGGGAUGGUUUCCAGGGCUGAGGCCUGUAGCCCGAAGAUCUCUCCAGGACCUCCUCUGCCCCUCACCAUUAAUAACCAUUUAACAAGGUCCUGAGGCAGCUCAGCUUUCCACCAUGGCCUGGCUCUGCUCUUUGAUCCAGCAGUGGCCUAUCAGGCUUUAAGUGUGUUGCUCAGCUUUCCAGGAGGGCAUUGUGUGAAUGUUGUGGGUGGGGGAGGGGGGUUGUUGGAGUGAGCCCUUUACCAAGAAGACCCUAUGAAGGUGCCUUCCCAUCUUUGUCAAAGAGUCUUUGGCCCAGGUGCCUUGGAUCUCCUAAGCCCUGUUUAGGGAACCCCAAUUGCAUGCUGCAGUUGCCCCAGGGAAUAGACAGGUGGACACUGCACAGAUGGUGGGAGACGCAGCAGUCUACAAGAAAAGUGACAUAAUGGACAGUCCAGGAGGGACUGGCCUGGUUCUUCGUGGCACUGUUUUAAAAAGCUAGAAGCACAUCAGUUUCUAACUUCCCUGGGCAGCAAAGCUGCAAGCUCCUCAGGAGUGGCAGGGCUUCCCUGCCUCUGGGCUGUCAAUCCUCCAACUGUUUGGGGUGGAAUGUAGGAACAAAACCCAUACCUUGCUGGGUCUCCACUGCUGAGGCACCGCUGUCCCUGAGCUGCCUUCUUCCUACAAAGGAGGGCUGCAGGUGCUUACCCAGGUAUGAGCCCAGAACCAGUAUAAGUGUGGCAGAUAAAACCCAGAUUAAAGAGGAAUGAAUACACCAGGCCUCACAGUUAGCACCUGGGUUGUCAGGAUGCCUGUCCCAAAAUCCAGCUGGGUUCGUAAAGUCUGCCCUUCAAGUCUCUCUUCUAUGGGGAGUGACCCCUCUCUGGCCAGGGCACCUUGCUCCUCUUGGCAGUUUCUGAGCCUCCGCAGGCUGGGGAAACCAUACAUACCUGAACUAUGGGAGCUUAAGAAGAAGAAGACAAAGACAGACAAAAUCGACUGAUUUUGCCAGUCCUCACUGACAAAGACCCCUCCUGGGCAGUUGCACCAGUUUGGAGUUCCCUGGGUCUUCUCUCCUGCGGCCCGGGUCUCCUGGCAGCUUCUCUGUGUGUUCUGACCUCGUCAGGUGGGGCAGCCUAGAAUCCAUUUACCUGUGCUUGCUUCUUCGUGGCAUCCCCACUACUCCCAGUUGCAGUCGCUCUGCCAGGCCAGGUCCUCUCAAGUGUUGCGCCCCCGACCCACGCAGCACUAAUCACUUCCAGCCGCCAGGACCUUUUAAACAAUGUUUCUCAGGGGUGGGGUGGGGAAGAGGGAGCCAGGUUAGGAGACUGAGGUCCUAGCUGGGAUCAGAUAUCCCAGCACAGUCAGUCCUGAUAGCCUUCCUUAGAACUUUGCAAAUCCCCAGCCGCUGGGGCCAGAGAAGGCAAUUUUAUCGUCUACGAGUUUAUGAGCCAGAGCGGCUGCUAGGCGGGGAGUCGGCGGCAUACAGCGUCUGGAGGUAUGGCCCGGCCUGACUGUGCACAGUGCAGCACCCCGCAGCGCGGAGCAGCCCCGCGGCCCUGCUCUGAAGGGUAGUUUGGUCGGCUUCUGCUCUCCGCGCCUGCCCCAGCCUGCAGAAUUACCCUCCCCGGACAUCUAGGAGCUCCAAACCCAUCAGGGCCCAGGGUGGAGAGGUGGGGACGCAGGAGGAGGGGCACACGGGACUCGGGCCCAGAGCCGGGGGCGGGUCCGAGGCUAGGGGCCCGGAUCGGGAGCCAAGCGCUGGGGCCCAGGCGGCUGCGGAGCCGAGCGCAGCGGGCAGCGGGACCGCCCCAGCCCGGCCGACCAUGAACUCGGGACGCGAGCCCCGAACACCCCGGACACUCUUAAGCAUCGCAGACAUCCUAGCCCCGGGCAUGGUCCCCCGAGCACCCUCUGCGCCGCAGCUUCCAGAGUCGGGUCCGGGUCCAACGUCGCCGCUGUGCGCGCUGGAGGAGCUGACUAGUAAAACUUUCCGCGGACUUGACGCGCGCGCUCCGCAGCCCUCUGAAGGGCGGGCAGCCGCGAACGCGCUGGGCCCUGGCCCUGCUGGCCGCAAACGGCGCAAGUCACGCACGGCGUUCACCGCGCAACAGGUGCUGGAGCUGGAGCGGCGCUUCGUCUUCCACAAGUACCUGGCGCCGUCCGAGCGAGACGGGCUAGCUACGCGACUAGGCCUGGCCAACGCGCAAGUGGUCACUUGGUUCCAGAACCGACGAGCCAAGCUCAAGCGCGACGUGGAGGAGAUGCGCGCCGACGUCGCCUCACUACGUGCGCUGUCCCCCGAAGUCCUGUGCAGCUUAGCACUGCCCGACGGCGCUCCAGAUCCCAGCCUCCGCCUCGGACCCGCCGGCCCUGACUCCCGGCCCCACCAGUCAGACGAGGAGAUACAGGUGGACGAUUGAAGACAAAGCCGCCGCCAACCCUGGGCUCUGGGGUCCGGGACUCCUCACCUCGUGCUCUGCCUCCUGCCCGAGUUCCAGGGUGGAGGAAGGAGGUCCACUUGGGCCUCUUCCGGCCCACAGUCCAGACGCUCACCUUUCCCGGUUUUUUUUUUUUUUGUAAGUUUGUUUUGUUGUUUGAGCCAGGG